AUGAACUCGAAGAGUCGUCUUCCCGGUGACAUUCGAAUUCCUGAUAACAUGGUAAUUGAGAAGGAACCAGAUGCUUCAGAGAUACAAGGUCCUGAAAAAAAUCCAUUGCCAAAUUAUGGUCAUUCUCUGCAUAAAGCUGACUUCGCUCAACGACCAAUGUCCAUGAAAAAAUUUCUCGAACCUUUUGAUCAUGGUAGUUUGACUAAUACCGAAGCUGGCGAGAAAUAUGCAGCAUACAAAGCCAGUUAUGCUCGCCAACAAUUGGAGGAAUUUUUUGAACGAAAUAAGGCAUAUGCUUGGUUUCGUGAAAAAUAUCAUCCAGAUUACUGUACAGAAUCAGCGUCCAAUACAAAAUUAUUUGAAAAGCGUUUAGAAAUCUUCAUGGAAUUUUACAAAAAUGGAUAUUUUAACAGUCUGCAUUUAACUAGUGGUUAUGAAAAAGAAAUUGUCCGUCUGUUAGACAUGGUUGCCAUCAAACUUGCCGGUGGUACAGAUGAAGAUUUUCAACUUUUGGAUAAAUUUGUUGAACAACAAAACUUGAAGAGAUCUGAUGCUUUAAGCCAUGAUAAAUCUAAACAUAGAAAAGAGAAAAAUACUAAAUCAUCAUCAUCAUCAGACGAAGAAGAAGAAGACGAAGAUAAGGAUAAAUUGAAGUCGAAUAAAAAGGCUAAAAAGAAAACAAAACGUAGAACAAAUUCACACAAUCGUCAAUCUAAAUCAGAAAAAUUAAAGAUACGUAAAAUGAAGAAACUUGCACGUCGUCAAGAUCAUGAAGAAGGUGAAGAAGAUAGCAGUUCAAGCAAAGACGAUGAGAGUAAUAGCAGUGGAAGUGAUAGUGAUGAUGAUGAUAGUCGUCAUACCAGAAGUGGUUCUAGUUCAAGCAGCAGUAGUAGUGCUAGUAAUAACGACAACAGUUCUAGUGAGAGUAGCUCUAGUGGCAGCAGUGAUGAUGAUGAGGAGGAGGACAGCGAUGGCAACAGCGAUAGCAGCAGUAACAGUGGCAGUAGUCGAAGUAGCAGUAAUGAUGAAAUAAAGAAUAAAAGAAAGCAUAAUACUACUUCAGGUAGCAGUAGUAGUCAUACCAGUGAUAGUGAUAGUGAAAGUGAGACAAAUAGAAAACAGAAAAAGAAACAUUCUAAACUUUCGAAAAAACCUGAAGUCAAUGCAAAAGCUCAUUCUUCACAGAGUCGUCGUCGUCGCCAACGAAAUCAUGAAAAUCGUCAGUCAAAAAAUGUAUUCACCUUCAGUUCACUUGAAAAUCAACAGAAAAGUGAAGCCGUUAAUGAUGAAUCAAAGUUGGAUACACCCGAAGAAGGUGAAAUGGAUACAACAUUUGCCUCGGAAGACUUGACUGAUCAUCUGAAUGAUUCCAAGUCAAUAGAUAUGGAUAAUUCUAUUUCUGAGAAUAAUAAAUUCACAGAAGAAGCCAAUGAAAAUUCACAAAAAAAUUAUUCAACUCGGAGAAAUGAACAGAUACGUCAUCCUAUUCAUUGUACUGCCCUGCUAUUUCUACCGCAUAUACCCUUCAAUAUAUUUAAACGAGAUUUAAUUUCUGUAUUUUCUACUUCACCUCAUUUCUUACGUUUAGCUGUUUUAGAUCCAGUUAUUAUGCCAGAUAAAGAUUCUCCACCGAUUACAGAUCCUGAUGAAGUAUUUGUUACAGUGAAGAAUGCUUUACCCAAAAUUUUAUUAAAACGCUUAGGAUGGGCAUCGUUUGUUUCACAGUAUAAAGAUGAUACUACCACUACUCCUACUAAUGACAGUAAUAAUAAUAAUGAAAAUGGAAAUACUAAUGAUAACAAUGACGGUGAUAAUAAAUGGGUUAAUAUUGAUUUAACUGUUAUUAGAAAUCAAUUAAUUCAACAUGCAAUUGACUGUAAUGCUUCUAGUGAGAUAAUCGAUUGUCUACGUUUAUCCCGUCCAAUUAAUGAACCUUUUAAAAUAUCGUUUAAAGAACGAGCUAGAAAUAGUGGAGAAUUAUUCAGGAAAUUGUUAAAUACAUGUCCAACAAGUAUUCGAUCAAAAGCAUUAGUUCGACGUCAUCUAGUCAUGGCAGCACGUGUUAUUCAUGAAUUGGAUAAAGCUAGAGGUUUAUGGUUAGUUGAUUGUAGCAAUGAUAAUACUUCCCAGCAUGUUGUAAGUAAAGACGAUGAAAGGGUGUCAAGUGAGAAUGAAGAUGGUGUAAAGCAAGAUGAUGGAUUAACUACUACGACUACUGUUACUGCCGCGGGGGGUGGUGAAGAUGGAGAGGAAGGUGAAGAGGGUAGAACAAUAACUGGUGAAUUAAAAGGCAAAGAAAAUAACGAGAUGCAAGUGAACAAUAAUCAUGAGAAUAAAUUAUCCGAUGAUACUACUGUUACUACUAAUACUAUUGCUACCACUGUUCAUAGUCCAAAUCAUCAAGAUCAAACAAUGGAAGUAGAUAAACCAGAGACAUCUGUCAACUUAGAAGAAACACUAGGUGAACAUAUAGAUGAUUCAGAAAUGUAUGAUUCAUUCCAACAGAAAGGGGAUGGCAAACCAUCAAGUAUCAAUGAUGUUUCAAUGAAUUCAGACGAUAAACAUACUGAUGACAACAGCAACAACAACAACAACAAUAACAGCGAUAUUGUUGGCAAGAGUAAUAAUAAAAGUGCUAGUGUUGAAAGUGAUAAUCUAAUCGAUCCCGGGAGGGAUUUAAUCAAAGCAGCUAAUAUACUGAAUACUAUUAAGACAACUAAUCCUAUUCUACAAGGUCUGACAGAUUAUCUAGUUGAUGAAGGCAGCGCUGAAGAGGAGCUUUUACUUUUGGGAGGUAUGGAGUCGAUUUCAUUCCAACCAUCUACCCUGCCUCAACUUGGUCUACAGUCAAGCUUACAAUUACAAAAAUUUGAGAUUUCUUCAAAAUUUUAUGAAUCAGAUGAUAGUGAACUGUUAGUAGCAUUGGAUAGAUUAAUUUUAUACCUAAGAAUAGUACAUUCAGUUGAUUUCUAUGCACCAGCUAUCUACAUUAAUGAAGAUUUAAUGCCGCAUCCGUGUCAUCUAAUGCAUAUACGACCUAGUCUAAACGAAAUAACACAGUCUUUAACACAAUUGAAUAAUUUAGAGAAUACAAGUGAUAUCGAAUCAAUUGGUCAGCUAUUUACCAAUCAAUUGAAACGCUUAAUACGACUUAUUACACCACUCAAAGAAAUUGAUUGUAAAAAUUUAGGUUUUCGAAAUGCAGAAGAAGUUGCUGAAGAAUUUAUCAAGCUGAAUACACGUCGAAAGAAACGAAAAACAGAUGUGAUAUGGGUCUGCCCUUUAUCGAAUAAAAAGUUUCGUGAUCCAAUUUACGUCAAAAAGCAUAUUCUCAAUAAACAUAUGGACAAAGUUGAAGCAGCUAAAAAUGAUAAUGCUCAUUUCUUCAAUAAUUAUCUUAUGGAUCCAGCUCGUCCUCAGUUGCCUUCUGAGCCUAGAUCGCCUAGGAAGUCAUAUCGAUCACCUUCACCAUCUCGUGAAACGGCUAGAGAAUCAAGUCGACAUGACACUAAAACUAGUGAUCGUGAACGUUCUGAUUCUUGGAAUCAAGGUUCACAAAAAUGGCAACAAUAUGGACGUAUUCGUAAUGAUAGGGGUGGUGGUGGACGUGAUAAUCUGUACAAUAAUUCAUCCUAUUCUCGACCGUAUGGUGGUCAACAAUAUUCUAAUUUCCGAAUACCAUACGGUGGCAAUCAACGCAGUUAUUAUAAUGGACCACGAGCUGGCGGUGGAUAUGGCAACUUUAACAGACGCCCUUAUCCAAGACGUUCAUAUGUCGAUUUGGAUGCACCAUAA
This is a messenger RNA of Trichobilharzia regenti, 3795 nucleotides long. Lineage: Eukaryota; Metazoa; Platyhelminthes; Trematoda; Strigeidida; Schistosomatidae. The record is from the annotation of a GenBank genome assembly.